Messenger RNA from Schistosoma curassoni, 2161 nucleotides. The record is from the annotation of a GenBank genome assembly. Lineage: Eukaryota; Metazoa; Platyhelminthes; Trematoda; Strigeidida; Schistosomatidae.
AUUAGUCUUGAUUGAUAUGGGUCAUACAUGAAAUUCUCUAAUAGCAUCCAAAAGUAUAUAUGUGACUCUUAAUUUCAUUUCGAGAGAUUUCGUCCAUCAUCUUUCAACCAUAUGAACAAACAGCAGUUAACGUUGUGAUGCAAAACAACUAUAUACUUCUAAUUGUUUAGAUAUACGAUAACGCUGUCUAAUAUUGGUUCAUGUAUUUAGUGGUGAAUCAAAUUGUGUUGAGCUGCAGUUGAAAUCAAAUUUAGAAGAAAAGUACAGUCAGCGCUCACUACCGUCCCGAUGUGGUUUCGUUUUAUUCAAUGAUCAGACCGUUGGAAUAUUCACGUUGGUCUAGGGUAAACAAAUUGUGGAUAGGUGGAAAAUGAAUGAUCAUGGCAUCUGCGAAACAGGAUCUUGCUACGUAUAAUGUAACUCAUUUAUUACGUCAGUGGGAUUGUUCAUCUGAAGAAAAACGUCGUCAGCUUCUUGACGAUUUCAUUAAACAAUACUAUAAUUGUACUGGACCCGAUUUAGAAUCAGAAUUCGCCCAAAUGGCUAGUUUAUUUUUGGCUAGAAUAUGCGUAUGGAUAAAAUUAACUUACAUGUCAGGAACUUGUCUAACAGAACAGCUUCAAGCUCUUCAUAUAUUUUUAUCAGCUUCAAACAGCUAUAAUUAUUUACUAGAGUUUUUGGAGUAUGGUGGUGUAUUGUGUUUACAGGAAGUAUGGAUUUCAUCGAGUGCAAAAGAAGUGGAUAAACGUUGGGCGCUUAAAGUAUUAUCUUGCGUUGCCAAUGGUGGUACACAUUAUAAGGAGACAAUUUGUGAAUGUUAUGGUAUUCGUGCUGUUGCUGAAUGUAUGGCCAAGUCAAAGUCAGAGGAAACACAAGAGUCUGCUAGAGAUUUAUUAGAAAUAUUAGCUGAAGGCAAUCCUCGUUUCUCUGAUCAAGUUUACAAAGGAUUAAUUGGCGUUUUACCAUGUAAUUCACCAAAAGCUCAACAAUUAGCACUUCAAAGUAUACGAAUUUUACAGGCAAAGCGUAAUACUGCCAAUAGGGCCUUAAUCGACAGAAUAAUCUACUUACUGGAGUCAUUGCAUUUGGAAGUCCAAUCAGCAGUUAUUGAAUUACUUCGUGUUCUGAUGGGAUUCGAUAUUGCUGAUGAUAUAUUAAUGGCUUUAAUUACCUUGUUAAAACCUCAGCAUGAAAUACAGCUCGGCAAAUUAUUCACUGAAGCAACAUCAGAUGAUAACGAUGAUGAAAUAAGUUCAUCUCAUAUGGACGGUAAUGAGGAAAGUUAUCCUUCUCAUCCUAUCCCGUUAGAUAGUCGUAAUAUUAGUGGCAUACCAGAAAUGAAACCUUUAUCUAUGAGCAAUACAAAGUCAACUAAAUUAAAUGUCAAAUACCCUAGCACUAGUGCUAACGGUAACAGCGGUAAAACAGAAAAAACGAUGAAAAAGAAUCAUAGACAUCAAAAUCAAGGGCCAGAUUCAGAAUUCGAUGGUAAUGAACCAUUAUCGGUGUUCGUUCAACAAGCAGCUGCAGCUAAAUGUCUACGUAUUCUCUCGCAAGAUUCUUCAACAGUAUCAAGAAAGAUAAUCAAGAUGGGCGCUUUAUCAAAUCUUUUAUAUGCUAUGGGUAAUCUUGAAUUUUCAGAUAGUCAACGACAAGCUAGUUUAGCUUUAGAGUAUCUUUGCCGAACGUAUCCUUUAGUAGAUGAAGUUGUUUCUGAGUCAAUGGGUCCAGUUUUACAUGAGGAAUUCAUUAAAAAUCCUGAUUCACACUAUCUACAAAUGACUCCAUUACAAGCAGAUAUUUUAGUUUCGAAUAAAGUGAAUUAUACAGGAGAGGGAUUAUGAAUUUAUCAAAUAAUCAAUUAUUAUUAUAUGAUGAAUCAAAGAAUUUUUCAAUUAUAUAAAAUCAAAUGGAUUUACAAUUACUCUAUCUCACGUCAUUCAUCUCUCUAUCUCUGGAAGGUUCUGCAGUCCAUGUCGAAUUAUCAUCAAAAUGGAUAGAAUCAGUUAUUUAUUUAUAUUUUCACCAUGUGUGUUAAUUACAAUCCGAUUUUUUAUUUCCUUGUUUAGACAUAUCUGUAUAAAAAACACCAGUGGAUAUUAUUGUUGUCAUAAUAUACAUGUACAUAUAUACAUUUGUUUGUCAAUAAAUUGACUGUAGU